Messenger RNA from Talaromyces stipitatus ATCC 10500, 1600 nucleotides. RefSeq names its product polyamine transporter, putative. The transcript is spliced from 3 exons. Lineage: Eukaryota; Fungi; Ascomycota; Eurotiomycetes; Eurotiales; Trichocomaceae. The record is from RefSeq and is a predicted model, not a curated record. The coding region runs from base 20 to 1600 and encodes 526 amino acids. Gene Ontology annotation, biological process: transmembrane transport. Gene Ontology annotation, molecular function: transmembrane transporter activity.
AUGCAAAGACAUCAUCAGCAUGUCUGAAACUGCUUCUGAGGAAAUGAAGACCACGGUGGCGGUCACAACGACUGCCAAUGCGGAUUCCCCAAAGGUGGUAAGGGACAAGCAGGGCCGCGAUGUUGUUCUGAUUCCACAACCCUCAGACGACCCAGAAGACCCAUUGAACUGGCCGACGAGCAAGAAGAUCACCAUCUUUGCCUGCGUCUGUCUGGCUGCUUUUGCAGCUCAGAUGUCGCCCAAUUCCAACAUGCUCACUUUUAUGUCGCAGGUGCCCGCUUAUCACAAGAAACCAAACGACCUGCUCUACUCCGUGUCAGCUGGUCUCGCAGGCUGGGUUGCCGGCCCUUUCUUGUUUAUUCCGUUGGUUGGGGUGAUCGGACGGAGUGCCGUCAUCUUCUGGAGUCUUGUUUGCAUCUUCGUCGGCCAGAUCUGGGGUGGUGAAAUGACUGGUGUCAACGAUUAUAUUCCCUUCACAAUCUCCAGACUCUUCACUGGUCUUUUCGGUGGUAUCCCAGCUAUUCUGGGCAGUGGAUACAUUAUCGACAUGUUCUUCCUGCACCAGCGUGGAAAGGCCUUUGCUGUUUUCGAGAUUAUAAUCAUCUUCGCCGUCGUGGGUGGAGGAACGCUAGGAGGCUUCAUUGCCAAUAAUAAUCCUUGGGACCUCGUUUUCUGGUGGACUCUGGGUCCGGUUGGAGCUGCGAUGAUUCUGGUCUUUGUCUUUGUCGAAGAAACCACCUACAACCGUGAUGCCGCUGUUCCACGCCCUCCUCUACCUAAGAACUGGCUGGCCAACAGAAUAGCCACUUACUUACCAGGCACACGAACGCAGCCUGCCGGAAAAGGCAAGGAAUUUGUACGACGGGCAAUCAUCCCCUUUCAGAUCACCUUUGCGCCCAUUACUCUUCUGAUGGGAACGUACAUUUUCAUAGCCCUCGGUCUCCCCAUCAUGCAAGCCUCCACUCUAGCCACAUUUAUGGAGCCCCCCGUCAUCGCCGGUGGUUAUGGCUUUUCAUCACUGCAAAUGGCAUUCUUCACCAUGACGGCGUGGGUGGGCAUCAUUUGCGCACAGGUGUAUGGCUUCUUCUUCAACGACCAAACUCCUCUCUGGGUUGCUCGUCGACGCGGUGGUACCUGGCAUACGGAAUAUCGUCUGGCCAACACUAUAUUGCCAUCUAUCCUGCUGCCCAUUGGUCUGGGUCUGUGGGGAGCUGGUCUGCAAUACCAUCUUCAUUUCAUGGUUCUUGCUCUGGGAUCGUUCCUGAUCUGGUUCGGCGCUCUUCUCGCUCUGCCUGUCUGCUAUAAUUAUAUUAUCGAAUGCUUCUUGCACAAUCCUGUCGAGGCCUCUGUCUCGCUGAAUGCAUACCGCGUCACCUUUGGUUUGAUAUCGGUCUUCAUUACUACUAACUGGCAGGCGGCUGUUGGUAUUGGCUGGAUGUGGGGGAUGGGAGCUUUUUUCAUUGUGUUUGUCGAUCUCAUCAUGAUUGGACUUAUUCUCAAAGGACAUGUUGUCCGUCAGUGGACGGCCAAGUUGAGUAAGACUCUUGCAUUCACUGAAGAUGGUGUGGCUAUCAGCACGAAGCAUGAUGUGGUUGCUUAA